UUAAGCUAAAGAGUGGUUCUAACUGUGUGGAGUGCAGCAGAAGCAAGGCGGUACCGCUCUGCUGUUUCCCAAGUACUGGAGCAAAAGAGAACCAAGCGGAGCCAGUGACUCCAGCCAGGUUAGACGCCCUUGCCUCUCCCAGGUCACACUGGUGAUCCCACAGAGUAAAGACCCCAGGGCUACAGCCCGCGCAGCCUAAGGGAAUCCUCUCCUCCAGGACGCCGCCGCUUCGCUGUGGAUUCGCCCUAUAAUCCAUUCUCAGCAUAGAUGCCGGGAAGCCUCUUGCUGCCCCUCCAGCCGCCUGUCCCAACCAAAAUUGACCUUCCAAACACAUUCGGCUGCGCCUUUUAGACAGCCACACAAAUAGGUUCCAGGCUGUACCAGAGCGCGCUGGGGAGAGCGAAUCAAACCUCCUCGGCUGCCCUAGCUGGUCUGAGCUGCGGAGAGCCUGGAAGGGGAAAGAAAGGCUGGACGAGGAGACCGGGGAGAGCCAGGGAGACCGACUGGCUGCGCCCGCCUGGAGAGCACCCUCGGGUUUGCAGCUCCUCGGGGAGCCGCCGCCACUGCUUCAAGCCAUCCAGAGCUUUCUCGCUCUCACCCAGCCACCUCUCACCCGCUUUUCUCGGCCACCGCCUAGGGAAGCAUCCUUCUGUUUCUUACGCUACCACGACAUGCCCAGCCUGGAUCCCUUUCCCGGCCCAGCGGCGCCAGCCAGCGGGAUGCCCUCUGCUCCCUGCCCGCUUCCCCCUCGCUGCCCUGUGGCUGCGGAUUCUCCACCUCCUCCGCCCCCACCAUCUCCAACUGGAAGACAAGGCCACCCAGCCGCGGCGGGUGCUGGCAGCCCCCGGUCACGCACGGAAGAGAGGUGCAAGCCCGGACCCCACGCACGGUAGGGGGCGUCCUGGAGCAGAGCAGCGAGGCAAGUGGGACGAAAGAGUGUGGGAGUAGCCAGCCGCCCCUGAAGCCUGAGCUUCUCCCAGGAGCCAUCCCCGCCUAGCCCGACUAGGGCAAGAGCCUGGAGAGCUAGCCCAUCUGUGGCAUCGGCGGCCGCCUCCUCCUUGCACCUCCUCGCCGACCCCUCCCUCCCGGGACCUGCAUCCCGCUCCGCCAAUCAGAGUCCGACUGCCGCUUCCCACGUGACCCCGGGCGGGCUAAGGACCUGCUGCUUCCCAAACGCCAGAGGGAUGCGGGCGGCAGAGCGCGAGAGGCGGCGGCUGGGCUGCGGGGCGCUGUGACUGUCCCUCCACCCAGCCUAGUCGCGCGCCUCUCCUCUACCCGCUGGCCGCCUCCUCUCUGCCCCCUGGUUUCUGUCUCCUGCUCCUCCUUUGCCCCGACCCGGUUCCUUAUGGCAGCAGCUCCCCGCAUCUGGGGCGAAGCUUCUCAGCGGACUAUCCUUUCGCUCCCCGGGCUGAGCCGGGUCACUGGAUGUUGCUGAAAACUCCUGAGAUCAUGCGCUCCAUUGGCCGCAGCCUCCCUGCCGGCUGUCCCUGCCGCCGCCGCCGCCUCCUCUGCUGCCGUGGUCCCCGGGAUGCUCAGUAGCCCGCUGCGUGGCCCCCGCGAUCCCGUGUUCUUCAGAAGCCGUCGGUUGCUGCAGAGUUGCGCGAAGUAGUCAUGGUGCUGUGGGAGUCCCCGCGGCAGUGCGGCAGCUGGACACUUUGUGAGGGCUUCUGCUGGCUGCUGCUGCUGCCCGUGACGCUGCUGAUCAUAGCCCGCCCGGUGAAACUCGCUGCUUUCCCUACCUCCUUAAGUGACUGCCAAACGCCCACCGGCUGGAACUGCUCCGGUUAUGAUGACAGAGAAAAUGAUCUCUUCCUGUGUGACACCAACACCUGCAAAUUCGACGGGGAAUGUUUAAGGAUUGGAGACACGGUGACUUGCGUCUGUCAGUUCAAGUGCAACAGUGACUAUGUGCCUGUGUGUGGCUCCAAUGGAGAGAGCUACCAGAAUGAGUGCUACCUGAGGCAGGCUGCCUGUAAGCAGCAGAGUGAGAUCCUUGUGGUCUCAGAAGGAUCCUGUGCCACAGAUGCAGGAUCGGGAUCUGGAGAUGGAGUCCAUGAAGGCUCUGGAGAAAGCAGUCAGAAGGAGACCUCCACCUGUGACAUUUGCCAGUUUGGGGCAGAGUGUGAUGAAGAUGCUGAGGAUGUCUGGUGUGUAUGCAACAUUGACUGUUCUCAAACCAACUUCAACCCCCUCUGCGCUUCUGAUGGGAAAUCUUAUGAUAAUGCAUGUCAAAUCAAAGAAGCGUCAUGUCAGAAACAGGAGAAAAUUGAAGUCAUGUCUCUGGGUCGAUGUCAAGAUAACACAACUACAACCACUAAAUCUGAAGAUGGGCAUUAUGCAAGAACAGAUUAUUCAGAGAAUGCUAACAAAUUAGAAGAAAGUGCCAGAGAACACCACAUACCUUGCCCGGAACAUUACAAUGGCUUCUGCAUGCACGGGAAGUGUGAACACUCCAUCAAUAUGCAGGAGCCAUCUUGCAGAUGUGAUGCUGGCUAUACUGGUCAACACUGUGAAAAAAAGGACUACAGUGUUCUCUACGUCGUUCCUGGCCCGGUCCGAUUUCAGUACGUCUUGAUUGCAGCUGUGAUUGGAACAAUUCAGAUUGCUGUCAUAUGUGUGGUGGUCCUCUGCAUCACAAGAAACAAGUGAGGCUGUUGCAACUCAUCGCUUAUAGCAGUGAAGUCACUGAAUUGAUGUUGAUGUUCAGAACAGAGCAGCUGACACAGGAAACAAAGACGUUUAAAAUACCGCCACGUUUGCUUCUUCCUCAAAGGAUAAUAGAGUUGUUCAAGUUCAGCCUUGGAGAGAAGCUCCUACCUGUGGGGCAGAGAAGACACACCAUUACGUCGGAAAAAUGAGCAGCCAAGGCUUGCUCCACUUGGAUACUGGUCACAGAAAAGAAGGGAAGGGAUAGAAAGGGAGGGUGUGAAAACCACAGCUUCCUAGGAAUCUCCGGGUCUGCACCCUGCUUUCUGGACCCCCAUCUUCCAGACUGCCCAUUUGGCUUCCUGCCCCACUGUCCACCUCUCCUUGCUGCCUCUCUGUGUUACACAGCUUCUCCAUCUGUUCCUGGUUUUCAACCUGAUGCUUAGGAACCCCCGGAUCGCCACAUGCUGAAUUGCGUGGGAGUGGCACCUUUCAUGGCUGUUGGAGCCGAGAAAGGCAGGCAGCUGGGUGGGAGGAAAGUUGGAUGGCAAAGCUUUGCUGCAACCACAUGCCAUGCCCAGCAAGGCUGGCUCUCAGCAGAGAGCUGAUAUCUGAUCUGCAGAGUUGCUAGAACACAAAAUGUAGGAAGCUUGCUUGCUACAGGGCUGUACAGAGGAAAAUGUGAAGAGGGGGGUCUCCUGCUAAUGGGUCAGUGGGUAGCAUAUUGUAUUGAAUGAGAUCUUUCUCUUAGCUUGACUGAGGUAAAUGAUCUGAGGCAAUUCAAUAAGCUCCACUCUGCUUUUCCUAAUGCAGAGAGACUCACAUUCAAACCACAUAAGUAGAAAGAAAACAUUUCUUUGUGGUCUGCCCAGCACAAACAUUCUAAUGUGGUUAAUCAACAUUCAUAGACCUAUUAGCAGGCCAUGAUAAUUAUUGUAAUAGUCAACAUUAAUUGAGCACCUGGUCCCUUAUAUGACAGGUGUUUGGUACUUUACACUAUUGCUCUGCUGAAAAACUUCCAGUCACGCUCAAAGGCACUCCGUCCAGUCAUCCUGGCCCAAGGCCACUCUGUAUUUGGGAAGGCUGACCAGUCUGGACUGCAUCUUCAGCCCCCUUGUAGCCUUUCAGCUCGUUAGUAAGCUCAGCUUACAUGUAUUUCACCUCAAGUAGAGUGCCGAGUGGAAAAACCAAGUAUGGAUAUUACUCUAGCUCUGCCCUGUCACAGCAAGUUGGCUGUGUCCUAUUAAACCUUCUCACCAAUAACAGAUACUCUAUUGAUCCCCUUUAUGCCUAGACAUGGUUAGUGUUCUCAGCCACAAUCCCUUACCUAUCCCCUUAACACUGCCUUUUCCUCUGAAAGAAUUCCCUUUACUAAUCCCACCUAAUCAAUCCACCAUAUGUGCCAUCUACUCCACCAGAUAGUUACCAUUUAGCAGGUGUGGAAAUUAUGCUUCAGAACUUGCCCCACAUUACAGACUGAGUAAACACAUGGCCAAAGUAGAGAAAUCAUUUUUCUAACUCAGUACAACUCUCCUGCGUGCCUAGGCUGAUCAAGUCUAACUUCAUAGUAAGUAUGAUGGCCUGUCUCUUGUCCUCACCACCAUGAAACCCAAACUCUUUCUUAGACUAUUGCAGCUCUUUCAUAUCAAGAGGAUUUGCAUAGUUUUUAAAUAACAGAAUAAUUUAAGUUUCACAUGCAACAAAAAGGCAGGGACUCUAACAACAUUGUGGUGGGCAGCAGAAGAAGCCUCAUGAUUCCUCCUCCUUCCUGCUGUUAAUGCCCGGUGUCAGCCUGCCCUUAACUGUUGGUUACACAUAUUGAUUUCUAAUGAAUAAAACAUGUCAAGAUUGAGUUUAAAGACUGUGGCCAUGCAUCACUUUCUCUGAGGAAAGUCUCUGACCAUAGUCACAAGCCAACGCUAUGAAAUAGCUCAUGAAGCAAGAACUGAGGCCUCUCAAUAGCCACAGGAGUUAGCUCGGACAUAGCUCCUUCUCCUACUGGCCCUUUGGAUAACUGCAGUUCCAGCCUGUAUAGCGACGGUCACUGUGGCAAGCAUUAAGCUGGACCCUCACAAAGAAGUAAUUUGAAGAUUCUUGACGCAUAGAAAUUAUGAGUCAUCAAUACUUUCAGCCACUAGAUACUACAGUAAUCUAGUAGAUGUCAACAGGGAACUUACGCUGAAUUGAGCUCAGACAUUCAGUGCAGAGGAACAGAAUCUUAACGGUGAAUCCUCUGGAUGGAUUCUGAGCUCUAUGAGUCUGAUAAGAAAGCUGGGGUGCAGAAAUAAUCAACAUGCACUUUGUCCCAGACAUGUGCUGCUGCUCAUCUAUAGUCUACUCACUAUCAAAGCAGCAGCUGGGCCUGUGAAAGGCCCACCUUCCCCCAGGCCUCGCUAUUCAGCUGACUGCUACACCAGCUGUAUGUUCAAUUCCCAUAAACUACAUAAAGAAAUCUUUUAAGGAGCUCUUGUCGUUACAUAAGGCUAAAUUCUCUCAAUUUCAAAAAUCCAGGAAAAGGUUUAAUGAAAAACUUAAGAAAGUAAGAGAGUCAGAGCCAUCAACAGCAGGCAGUGGUUGAAUGUCUAACUCUACCAGAAACCCAAUGAAGGCCACCAGUUUCCUUUCUAUGGUCUAUUGUUCUUAUAUUACAUUUUCUUCAGAGAAAUCCAACAGAUUAAGCUUAAGCUAGCUUUCCUCACAUUAAGCAAUCAGCUGGCGGGGCAGACAGAAGAGGGUAGUAUCAUGUAGUGAAAAGUACAUGGACAUAUAGUUCCCAAAGGGACAGCAAGGCCACUACACAGUCACUGUGGUUUCCUUAAAGACUGCCUGCCUCCAUAUUGCCGUCUCUAAUUUUUCCUAACAGUCAGGGUCACGGUUCCCUAUCAAGUAAGCAAGACUCAUUAUUUAAUCAAAAGUACCCAGUUCUGAUAACUCACCAGUGUGUCCACAAUGUGUGCAUCAGGCACUUUACAUCCCUGUAAAGUUACAUGUAGCUCUAAUUCUAAUUGGUCUUAAUAAUAAAAACCUGGAGUCAG
This is a messenger RNA of Onychomys torridus (southern grasshopper mouse), 5681 nucleotides long. RefSeq names its product transmembrane protein with EGF like and two follistatin like domains 2 (gene Tmeff2). The transcript has 10 exons. Bases 1612 to 2649 code for a protein of 345 amino acids. NCBI's taxonomy places the organism in Eukaryota, Metazoa, Chordata, Mammalia, Rodentia, Cricetidae. The record is from RefSeq and is a predicted model, not a curated record. Gene Ontology annotation, molecular function: protein binding.